AUGGGAAGACUUAUUAAGAACCACUGGGCGAGGCUCAUCAUCCUCACUGCCGGAGCUUACCAGAUCGCUGCGGCAAUCGAGGCAUUUUUCUGGCCCAAGAUUUUCUGGGACUUCGCCACCAAGACCCUGGAUGCGGCCGUGAAGCCCUUUCCGACGCUCCAGAUUAUCAAUCUAGUGAUGGGGAUAUGGGUGAUGGCAUGGGAAUGGCCACUAUCGUUCAUCGCCGGCACGGCAAUCCACCGAAGCUUGGAGGCUCGCCUAGCUUUCCUGCCCCUUGCAGCACUUGCCGCCGUCUUGACGUACCAAGGGACAAACGCCGCCUUGUACUAUCUGGUCGCCAUGGUCGUUGAAUUCUGGGCAUUUUCUGAGGGCGAGGUUAUAUGUGCCAAGCCAUGGACACUACCAAAACGAGGCGGUGGAGCUCAAUCGGCGUAG
Messenger RNA from Diaporthe citri, 435 nucleotides. RefSeq lists its product as uncharacterized. The record is from RefSeq and is a predicted model, not a curated record. The coding region runs from base 1 to 435 and encodes 144 amino acids. NCBI's taxonomy places the organism in Eukaryota, Fungi, Ascomycota, Sordariomycetes, Diaporthales, Diaporthaceae. The transcript is spliced from 3 exons.